AUGCAUGCGCUGCGUGACGUGGCCUGUGUCAAGUUAAGCAAAUCUGACCAGGGCUCAGGGCUGUACAAGAUGCUGCCCGCCAUCGAGCGCAAGCGGGCCAGAUGUGCAACCUCGCUUGGGCUGGCGGACUGCUACAUGGCAUACAUUGAGAACAAGGCCAUUAAGCACACGCGCCGCCACAAGCGCCGGAAGCAUUCCAUUCCAUUCCUUGGGAGAAGAUCUAGAUUGUCGGGCCAAUCACCAAUUGUGGCGCUGGCGGCGGUGGAGGUCACCAUUGCCAGCAGCCUCUAUCUUGCCAUGCAAGCCGCCAACUCGCCCGGCCCGGCACUCAUCCGAUCUGGGUUCUGGUUUGACCCCCGGGUGGUGGUGGAGCAGGUGAUGGGCGUGCUGUCCAACAGCGUGUGGUCCGAUGCGGCCUUACUGUGCGCCGCGCUGCUCGGCGGUACUUUCAUCUGGGUGCUGCUGGCUACGCAGUGCCGCUCCCGCGGCACAUAUUGCUGA
This is a messenger RNA of Volvox carteri f. nagariensis, 501 nucleotides long. RefSeq lists its product as uncharacterized. NCBI's taxonomy places the organism in Eukaryota, Viridiplantae, Chlorophyta, Chlorophyceae, Chlamydomonadales, Volvocaceae. The record is from RefSeq and is a predicted model, not a curated record. The coding region runs from base 1 to 501 and encodes 166 amino acids. The transcript has 5 exons.